AAAAUGUAUAAAGAUGGGAACUAUCCUUGUUUCCCUUAUUGGUGCUUUGCCCUGCUUCUCACCUCUGUCGGUCUUUUUACUUGUCUGUCUCUCUUUCUCUGUUUCCCUGUCUCUCGCCAAUAUAUUUUGCAUUUUAUUUUGCUUUCCAAAUUCUCAAUCGAUCGUUCGCCCAUUCCAUUCUUCCUAUAAUUGUUCUAGGCGUAUCAUCGCUAAUCCUUAGGAACCGAUCUAUGUUUGUAAAACGAAACCCCAUAAAGACAUCUAUUUUUUGUAAGUACAGCCUGCGAGGCCCGGCCUACACGUUUUCUAUAGCAAGAGCAUCACGAUGCGCAUCAAUUAAUACGCGAACAGCUUUUUGAUGUUGAACGGAAGUGUUUUGAUGUGAGCUUUUGGCUUCCGGAUCAACUUGUGCGUGAGACAGAGUCCUAGAUCUAGAGGUGUUUUGUAUGCCAUAAAUAUAAUGUUGUUACUGGCUCGAGACCACAAACUAGCUCGACUUCUCGGGAAAUUUCCAUGGCGAUUUAUCCUCCGGACUAUUUCGGUGACUACGGUGCUUCAGUUUUGUCUGACAACAAUUGCAUUGCUCAUGCUAAAAAUUGUCGGCAUCGCCUUCACAGACUUGUUCGGAGACGGCACGAUGAUUUGGAACUCGCUUUUCGUUCGCAACAGUGAAACCGGAUUCGGGGCAUACCGUGAGAUGGUUGUGGACGAUGGACUUUACGUGGCAGACCAGCUGACUGAGACGGUGCUCAGCGUGCGAGAUGAGUGUGAGGACGUGUCCAGUUAUGACGCGCUCAUGGUCGUCCACUCGGCCAACCACCACUUCCAGAGACGCCGAGAGUACAGGGAUACAUACGGCAACCCAGAGUUCACGCAUCCUUACAGGAUCAGAGUUGUCUUCUUUGUGGGUCUGUCCACCGACCCACAGCUGACCGCUGACCUCCGAAUGGAGAACGACCUGAAGGGGGACACUGUGCUGAUAAGUCACGUGGACCACUACCGGAACCUGACGCUAAAGGCCGUGGGCGUGUACAGAUGGCUGGCCGAGAGCUGCCGCGGGGCCAAAGUCGUGCUGAAAAUUGAUGACGAUGUGCUGCUCGACGUUCACAGGUUCUUUCAGGAGUUCUGGCCGCCGCCUGCACACCAGCAGGAUGUCAUAUUCUGUCACGUCUGGCCCUACCCGGAGGUGGAGAGAGAGGGCAAGUGGGGUGUACCUUACAAGGAGUUCCAGGGCAAUGUCUUCCCGCCCUACUGCAGCGGCUUUCUGGUCGUGGUCAUGCCUCAUCUCGUGGAGGACAUUUAUCAGGUAGCCAGGGCCACCCAAUAUCUGUGGCUUGAUGACGUCUUCAUAUACGGGCUCGUACGGGAGGAGCUUGAGUUUGUCCAGCUCAUCAACCUGGACCACCUGGCUUAUGACGUCAAAGCAUUUUCGCACUGCACGAGACGCUACGGAUAUCGGUGCAAGUACUGGGCCGUCGUGUUGGGUCCGGGAGAAGACUUUCUGGCGGCCAGCAUACACACACAGGCUCUGAGGAGCAGAGCGAUCGCUGGCGAUGAGGGUUAAGGGGAGAUGACAGCGGCUCUUGGUAGACUGAUGUGCUAAGGGGAUUCAUGGAGAACUGCGUUGCGGGAUGUGUAGUGAAUUGAAAGAACCCAUUUCGCCUGUUUGCUGUUUUUUUUUUCUCUCCACCUGGUCUUUGCAAAGCAACAGUGUGUGUGUGU
This is a messenger RNA of Aplysia californica (California sea hare), 1722 nucleotides long. RefSeq names its product beta-1,3-galactosyltransferase 1. Gene Ontology annotation, cellular component: membrane. The record is from RefSeq and is a predicted model, not a curated record. The transcript has 5 exons. The coding region runs from base 461 to 1564 and encodes 367 amino acids. Lineage: Eukaryota; Metazoa; Mollusca; Gastropoda; Aplysiida; Aplysiidae. Gene Ontology annotation, molecular function: hexosyltransferase activity.